UCUGGGAAUUUCAAACUCCGCUUCUGCACCGUCUGCGCCUCCAACAACAAUCGCUCCAUGGAAGCGCACUUGCGCCUCACCUCCUCCCCUCAGCAGUAUCCUGUCCUCUCCUUCGGAACAGGCAGUCUCGUCCGCCUACCCGGCGCGUCUCUGCACUCUCCCAACGUCUACAAUUUCAACUCGACCAGUUACGAACAAAUGUAUCAGGAACUCAAGGAAAAAGAUAAGAGACUGUAUUCGGCGAACGGGAUUUUGAACAUGUUGGAGAGGAAUAAGAAUAUCAAAUGGGGACCUGAGAGGUGGCAGGAUUGGAGGGUCGGUGUUCCCCGGGUGGGAAAGAGGGUGAUUGGCAAGCAGAAAGAAGCUGCUGCGCGAAUUGAAGCAGAAUGGUCUCAAGACCGAGGAUCCGCAGGUGCAGAAUCUGGCGUCGUAGACAUCGUCUUCACAUGCGAAGAACGCUGUUGGGAUGCCGUCGUCGACGACCUCCUCACCCGCGGCGCACCUCUCAACCGACCCGUGCACGUCUUCAACGUCGACAUCAAAGACAACCACGAAGAAGCACUCGUUGGCGGACGGGCCAUAUUAGAAUUAGCAGAUGCGUUGAAUGCCGCCGCGAGGGAAGAACGGGAUGCAUAUACUGCUGCUACUGCUGCUCAUGCUGCUGAAGGUAGUACUACGACGCAUUUAUUCGACCAGGGAAUUGCAGGCCGAGAAGGAUUCGAUGAACGAGUUCCGGAGAUUUUGGCGCAGUGGCAGGAGAAAUGGCCGCAUUUGCCUGCUUUGUGGACUUUGGCUUGGUUUUGA
This is a messenger RNA of Sphaerulina musiva SO2202, 804 nucleotides long. Its product is annotated as RNA polymerase II subunit A C-terminal domain phosphatase ssu72. The annotation marks the transcript as partial. The record is from RefSeq and is a predicted model, not a curated record. NCBI's taxonomy places the organism in Eukaryota, Fungi, Ascomycota, Dothideomycetes, Mycosphaerellales, Mycosphaerellaceae. Gene Ontology annotation, cellular component: mRNA cleavage and polyadenylation specificity factor complex; nucleus. Gene Ontology annotation, molecular function: RNA polymerase II CTD heptapeptide repeat phosphatase activity. The transcript has 2 exons. Gene Ontology annotation, biological process: termination of RNA polymerase II transcription.